This is a messenger RNA of Perognathus longimembris pacificus (Pacific pocket mouse), 799 nucleotides long. RefSeq names its product zinc finger SWIM-type containing 7 (gene Zswim7). The transcript has 5 exons. NCBI's taxonomy places the organism in Eukaryota, Metazoa, Chordata, Mammalia, Rodentia, Heteromyidae. Gene Ontology annotation, molecular function: zinc ion binding. Gene Ontology annotation, cellular component: Shu complex. The record is from RefSeq and is a predicted model, not a curated record. Gene Ontology annotation, biological process: double-strand break repair via homologous recombination. The coding region runs from base 106 to 516 and encodes 136 amino acids.
UCACAUCACUUUGUCUCGUCCCGCCCUGUCUGCCGGGGGGAAUUUUCCACCGGUGGUUCCAGCCUUGCCUUGACGCUUGCUGUGGGGCGCUCAGCCCGUGGCAGCAUGGCCGUCGUGCUGCCGGAAGUGGUGGAAGAGCUCCUGAGCGAGAUGUCCGCGGCGGUGCGGGAGAGCGCGCGAAUUCCUGAUGAGCAUCUCUUAUCGCUGAAGUUUAUCUUUGGCUCAUCAGCCAUCCAGGCCUUGGACCUAGUUGAUCGACAGUCCAUCACUUUAAUCUCAUCCCCUAGUGGACGGUGUGUUUACCAGGUACUUGGAAGUUCUGGUAAAACAUACACAUGUUUGGCUUCUUGUCAUUACUGUUCCUGUCCUGCAUUUGCCUUCUCAGUGCUGCGGAAAAGUGACAGCCUGCUGUGCAAGCAUCUCUUGGCAGUUUAUCUUAGUCAGGUUAUGAGGACCUGCCAGCAGGUCAGUGUCUCUGACAAACAACUGACUGACAUAUUGAUGGAGAAGAAAUAAGCAAGAAAAGUACGGAUGGAACAUUAUCUUUGAAAACAAAAGCCCACCAAGAUUUGAAUUUAACAUACCAUGGAUCACAAGAAAGAAAAGUGAAAUGGAUUGUUCAGAGACUUCUUGUUAGUGUCUCUUUUCUCUAAUAGGCUGCGGGAGGGGCUUUGGGUUGGAGGUGUGGAAUAUGAAGGGCGUGUGUAUAGUUAGGAGCCCUGUGCAGUCUUCUCAUGGAAAUAUGUCUAUACAGGGAAUCAAGUAUUGCAUAUUCAAAGAAAUAUCAUGCUGUGCUCAC